UCAUGUACUUCAGACAUAAAGAUAAAAGUGGACUGUCCAUAUUAAAACGACGAUCACUUUCUUUCCUUCAAUUAACUGAGGUGAUUGUUACGCGUUGUACGGAUCUGAAAACUCUUCGUCUUUGCAAAUAUCGCUAAAGAAUGCAAGCGAGCCGGAGAACAGGAAAUCAGAAGCAGAAUAGAAAAAAAAGUUCAGCUGGACUGUCCAUAAAUUCUAAUUCAGUAUUCAAUUCUACUCUUCAAAAUCCAUUGAGUCCCGAAAAAUACUAAUUCUACAGCCCAAACGCAUAGCAACCAUUCAGUUUGAAUUCCUUAACAAGUUCACUACCACAUUCCAAACACAGCUGUUCUGAUCGACCAAGAAAACCGGCAACUCAAACUAACACAACAGUGCAAGACGGCAAACGAACUUUUUACCUCACCCGCUUUUUAUAUCCCUUCAGAAAAAUCCUAAACUCUUUAGGCUAAAGAGUCACGAUGAAUCUCCUCCGUGUGUUCAUUUGCUUGUCAUCAAUGACGAUGACGGCUAUUGCCUAUACACUACCUGGACCAGGAACUACUUGGAACAUGACAGACGUUUUGAGAGGUAGAUGCCAGGAGUACCGCCAGUGCCUCCACGGGGGUCUUUGUCUACCCUAUUACGGUGAUGUCCAGUGUGAUGCUGCCGUGAAUUCCUUUCUUGGAGCUAUCCGAGGGAUGGAUCCCUGUAAUACCCCAUACAACGCCUAUGAUGAAUUCCUUACCAUGGCUCCACCGAAUACUAAACCUGGAACGACAACGAUGUGGACAGGUGUCAGCGGUGCCUACAUACCGCAUGACGUUGCCGAGGUGAGUCGUGAGUACAUCGUCCUGGGUGAAACUUUCCCAGGAUACAUGGCUCUAAACCUAUCCUUCUGUGGUUCUACUGAUCCAGAUGAACCGUCUGGGUUCAACUACACAGUCUGCCCUACUGAAGACACCGACCGAUCUGGAUGUAGCAACAACACAGUUGCUACCUUCUGGGAUCGUGCGUCCGAGCUAUUUACAAGACAAGCUAGUGGUGUGGUCUAUGUUGUUUUGAAUGCACAAAGAGAUCGAGGGGCGUACCAUCUCGAAAGUACAUUUGCCCGUAUUGAAGUACCUGCAUUUGAUCGUACCAAGGUUACAAACAUUGCCAUCUAUCUCAUCCCGGACUUCACAAUUCCGACACCAAACAAUCGGGCACGUGAGACCUGUACAAACGGUACUGUGGCUUAUUUGAGAGGAAUCUUGGACAACUUGGGUCUUAACAAUACAUGUGAAGAAGAUCCAGAAGACAUCAUGUGGCUGCAGUGUGCUCGAUACACAGACAGCCCUUACUGCGUUCCAUACAGAAGACAUCAGCCUGAUCCGCCCUUAAAUGGAGCCAAAACCAUCGUCGAUGUCCUACCUUUGGCCUUCCUAAUGAUUCAAGUAGUGUCUGCCAUUUUGAUCAGUCGUCGAUAAAGUGCUUAAUAUCUCUCAAAUCUCUAGUCCAUUUUAUAAAUGAGAAAUUAUAUUUUA
This is a messenger RNA of Lytechinus variegatus (green sea urchin), 1520 nucleotides long. RefSeq names its product ADP-ribosyl cyclase/cyclic ADP-ribose hydrolase 2-like. The record is from RefSeq and is a predicted model, not a curated record. Gene Ontology annotation, cellular component: plasma membrane. Gene Ontology annotation, molecular function: NAD+ nucleosidase activity; phosphorus-oxygen lyase activity. Lineage: Eukaryota; Metazoa; Echinodermata; Echinoidea; Temnopleuroida; Toxopneustidae. Gene Ontology annotation, biological process: positive regulation of B cell proliferation. The coding region runs from base 477 to 1463 and encodes 328 amino acids. The transcript is spliced from 8 exons.